AAUAUAUUUUUCAUAUCAUGUGCAUGUAAUUACUAUCUGUACUGAUAGUUGUCCAUAUUCCUUCAAGUAUUCAUUAGUUUAUAAAUAUAUAAUGGGAGGAUAAUGAUCUAUAAUACUAAUAUAAUACUAGCCGCGUUUCUGUAGCCAAUCAAUCACUGAAUUGACACAUUGUCAAUGGGUUAUUGUUGUACCAUGUUCUAUUUGGGGAGGUCGAUUAUAACAUGUAGGUUACUUAAGUUGUUAAGAUUUUUCCUUUUCAAUGAUUAUAAAUAAAACAAGCAGAAUAAUUAAUUUAUAAUUUUUAAUAUUCAUUUUAUUUACAAAUUUGUAUUUCCCUAUCGAUCUAUGUCUUUCUGACUAAUUUUUCGUAAUUGUAGAAAAUUGAGAAUAUUUAGGCUUAUUUAAAGUAAGGAAAUAUAAAUUGUACUCAUUAUAUUUGAACAGCCAGUUAACAUUUUAAUAUAUAGUCUGUUAUCAAACAGAAUACUUCCAAAACAGAACAGCGAUAAAUUAGAAAAUCGGAUAAAUAAAAUACAAAAAAUAUUGAAAAUAAUCACUUCUAAUUAAAAUAUUUCAUAAAAAAAAUCAAUGCCAAUACUACAAGUACACCGAAGGAGCGCUAGUACUUGAAUACUCUUACUAUGGACAUCUUACAAGAAAAUUGUCAAGUACAUAUAUUUAAUUACAGAUAUCCGAAUCAUCUACGCCCAAUGAGAACAGUUCGUUAACAGCAUUUGCUUUUGUCCUUCUAAGAAGUCAAUUAUAAUGGGAUGCAAUGAAGAAGAUACGGGAGUAACCGUUACCGCGGUCACUUAAACAUCGGAAGGCAAAGGGAAGUAGCAAAUCCGUUUAAUAAUUAGUUACGGACAGAAUUGCCACCCAUGAAAUUCGUGCAACAGAGCAGUUGGAAAUAAAUAGUGAUUCCGUCACACACUCUACUUGAACAAGUCGUGUCGUGAAGAUGUCCAGUUCUUUGAGCUACCAAAGCACUCCGCACAUUGGAACCGCAACGAAUCUCCUAAUCGACAGAUUCCAUCAUCCUCCGAGCGGCGAAGAACACGUCUACAAGACUAAAGGAAAGAAUAAGAACAAUGUAGCUCUAUCAGCGCUUACUCUGCUAGCGUUCCUGUUCUUCCUAAACAUCCUGCAGAACUGCAUCCAGGAUCACAUGGACGAUAUGAAGGGUAAAGGGAAGGGCAUGCAGAUGGUGCCGCAGCAGGUCAUGAUGCCCGUGACUUUGGCCCCGGCUAGAAGAGAGGCGCAACGGAAGGACGUGAUCGAGAAGAAGGGCGAUAAUUUGGAUGAGGAGGAUGUGAAACCAGAAGACAAUUCCGAAGGGAAGAAUAGGAAGCACAGAAAGCAGAUGAAGAACUCGAACUGAUACCACGUAUUGUUCAUUUAUUUAUUAGAUUUUAGCACGUAUAAAUAUUUAUAAAUCAACAAAUUGCAUUUAGUUAACAAUUUAGUAUAAAGUAAAAAUUACUACAUCCAUAUUCUACUAAAUGCGCAAAUAACUUGUUUAAUUUUGACUAUAGUCUUUUACCGUGGUACCUGUAUUACAAGUUAUUUGGCAAAUAUCGCGUAAUGAUUUGAAUGUACACUCCAUC
Molecule: messenger RNA, 1607 nt
Organism: Nicrophorus vespilloides
Lineage: Eukaryota; Metazoa; Arthropoda; Insecta; Coleoptera; Silphidae
Exons: 2
Coding region: 962-1381 (139 amino acids)
Source: RefSeq, a predicted model, not a curated record